Equus quagga is the source of this 2928-nucleotide messenger RNA. RefSeq names its product huntingtin associated protein 1 (gene HAP1). Gene Ontology annotation, molecular function: signaling receptor binding. Lineage: Eukaryota; Metazoa; Chordata; Mammalia; Perissodactyla; Equidae. The transcript is spliced from 13 exons. Gene Ontology annotation, biological process: neurotrophin TRK receptor signaling pathway; neurogenesis; anterograde axonal transport of mitochondrion. Gene Ontology annotation, cellular component: dendrite. The record is from RefSeq and is a predicted model, not a curated record. Bases 1 to 2199 code for a protein of 732 amino acids.
AUGCGCCCGAAAGAGUGCGGGCAGAGCUACGCCGGGGACCGGCCCGGACCCGGACCCGGGGAUCCAGCAGCGGUCACCCCCGCACUGCCGCCCGCAGCCGGUCCCGCUCCAGAGCCCUCCGCCGAGCCUGGACCCGCUCCUGCGCAGGCACCGGCGGCUGAGCAAGGAGAGGGAUCUGGAUCCCCAUCCGUCUCGGGACCCUCAGACGGAGUUCGCCCGGCCUCCGAGGCUGGAUCAGAGGCAGGAGCCCAGCGCGGAUCCGCAUUCUCGGCAGUCCAGGGGAAUGCCCAGUCCGUGCCCGGCAACUCAGAUGUACCGUGGACCCGCUUCAUAUUUCAAGGACCCUUUGGUCCCCGGGCCACUGGCCUGGGGACUGGAAAGGCUGCGGACAUCUGGAAGACGCCAGCUGCCUACAUCGGCCGGCGGCCAGGGGUGUCGGGCCCCGAGCGCGCCGCCUUUAUUCGGGAGCUGGAGGAAGUGCUGUGUCCUGACCGACCCCCACCAGUCAAGAAGAUCACUCCAGAAGAUGUCAAAGUGAUGUUAAAUCUGCUGGAGGAGAGAGAGCGGGACCUGAAUACGGCGGCUCGCAUCGGCCAGUCCCUUGUGAAGCAGAACAAUGUCCUGAUGGAGGAGAACAGCAAGCUGGAAGCCAUGCUGGGCUCAGCCAGGGAGGAGAUUUUACACCUCAGACACCAGGUGAGCCUGCGGGAUGACCUCCUCCAGCUCUACUCAGACUCUGAUGAUGAGGAGGAAGAGGAGGAGGAUGAGGAAGAGGAAGAAGAGGAAGAGGAGGAGGAAGAAGAGGAGGAGGAGGAGGAGGAGGAAGAGCAGCAGCAUGAUCUUCCCUAUGAAGCCCCCGAGCCGACACCUCUGACGGAGUCAGAGUCGCUGCACCACUGCCCGCAGCUGGAAGCCCUGCAGGAGCAGCUGAGGCUGCUGGAGGAGGAGAACGACCAGCUGAGAGAGGAGGCCUCUCAGCUCGACGCCCUUGAGGAGGAGGAGCAGAUGCUUAUUCUGGAUUGUGUGGAGCAGUUUUCUGAGGCCAGCCAGCAGAUGGCUGAGCUGUCGGAGGUGCUGGCGCUCAGGAUGGAGAACCAUGACCAGCAGCAGAGGGAGGUCAGCCAGCUGCGGACGCAGGUCAUGAAGCUGCAGCAGCGCUGCCAGCUGUACGGGGCUGAGACUGAGAAGUUGCAGCAGCAACUGGCUUCGGAGAAAGAAAUCCAGAUGCAGCUCCAGGAUGAGCUGCAGGACCUGCGGGAGAAGUACACGGAGUGUGGGGGCAUGCUGAUUGAGGCCCGGGAGGAGGUGAAGACCCUCCGCCAGCAAGCCCCGGUGUCCACUGGCUCUGUCACCCACUAUACAUACACUGUGCCUCUGGAGGCACUUCCUAGUUUCCAGGAGACCCUGGCUGAGGAGCUCAGAACGUCUAUAAGGAGAAUUAUCUCAGACCCUGUGUUUUUUAUGGAAAGGAAUUAUGAAACGACUACAGAGGAGUUGUCCAACCUGGGGUACGAGCUGCGCUACGGUGAGGUGCGGGAGCAAGAACAGGAGUUCGAGGCUGAGGAGGGUCUGAUGCCGUCAGAGGAUUUUGUGCCGGCGGAAAAUUUCGUGCCUGCGGAAGACUUGGUGCCUGAGGAAGAGCUGGGGGCCACAGAGGAGGUGGUACCAGCCGAGGAGGAGGUGACGGAAGAGGCAGAGCUUGUGUCAGAGGAGGCGGAGGCCUGGGAGGAGGUGGAGCCGGAGCUGGAUGAGACAAGGCGGACCAAUGUGGUGACCUCAGCCCUGGAGGCCAGCGGGUUGGGCCCUGCGCACCUGGACAUGAAGUAUGUCCUCCAGCAACUGGCCAGCUGGCAGGACGCCCAUUACAGGCGGCAGCUGAGGCAGAAGAUGCUCCAGAAAGGCUCCCCAACCCUGCAGCAGUGGCAGCAGCGGGCCAAAACAAACAUGGGGGGCGGGAUCGUGGACCAGCAGCCCAGGGUGCCCACCCAGGACUUUCGGAGGCUGGAGGAGGACAGGGUCAACCACCCUCCCAGGGCCUGGGAGGAAGAGGGGCCUUCUGGGGCCACCCAGGCCAUUGGGACGAAGGCCUCCGCCAGCAAGGGCCACGGUCGGACCAGUCCCCUGGGUGAGUCUGAAGGUGGGCUCCUACAGGGUGGGGGUGGUGGGUCAGGGUCUCCUCUCCCCAGCUUGAAACCCUGAAGGCCGGGGAGCUGCACCUGCUGAGUGCCAUGUGAGCCCUGCUUUUAAGGAGCUUGCAGGAGUAUCAAAGAGGAUUUAGUGACGUGCAGUAUCUCCUUUAAUCCUCACCCCCCCAUAGGUAGGUGUGAUCAUCCCCAUUUAUUUGGUGAGGUUCAGAGAGUGAAAGCAACUCAUUCAAGGUCACACAGCUAGAGUGGACCUGAGCCUCUUCUCCUCACUACUAUGCCAUUAGACUUUCCUGGUCCAUCCCCACCUCUGACCCUGUCCUGGGGCCUGCCUGGCCUGCUGGGUCAGCCAUGCAGUUGAUAACCUGUUGCCAGCCUCAUCAUUGUGUGUGGCCGCCCCCACUCUGAUGGCGCUUUGGUCACCAAUGGGUGGCUUCCCUCUUCAGGGCUGCCAUGCAAGGUUGUGCAGUUUGUAACCUGAAUGGUGACCUCUAUGGCCAGGCAGUGGGCGGCCUGCAUAACCACCAAUGGUGGCUGUCUCUUUCUGAAAUAGCUGACCAGGCCCAGCCCCUGCCCGCUGCCCAGGCCACGCCUGUGGUCCUCAGGCCCCCAGUUCAUGUCCGUGCCCCCUUCUCUUCCAGGCUUUGCUGUUUCCCAGCAGCCUGCAGAGGCCCCACAGACAGCCUGAGGCCCCUCCUUCCGCUGCCUGGCCAAGUCCCACCUGCCCCAGGCCCUCCUUCCCAUCCUCCGAAACAGGACUCCCUGUCUGUCACCAGCCCUCCCU